Messenger RNA from Closterium sp. NIES-65, 1032 nucleotides. The record is from the annotation of a GenBank genome assembly. Lineage: Eukaryota; Viridiplantae; Streptophyta; Zygnematophyceae; Desmidiales; Closteriaceae.
AUGGCCACCCCCAAUGUUCUUACUUUUGACGCUGAGGGGAGGGCCAUUGACUUUGCCGUCUGGAUUGAAGACCUGCAGCUGUACUUACUGUGUGAUGCGAUAGAUGAGGUCUCUCUCUUGACUUUGUCUCUGGCGCUGUCCCUGCCCCACCUGCUGAUGCUGACUCUGCCGUUCGCUCCAAGUGGGCGACCCGCGAUGCUGCUGCACGUCUUGCUGUGCGUCGCCACCUCCCUUCCUCUGAGCGUGCCCACUUUAGUCAGUGCAAGACCGCUCAGGCCUUUGACACCCGCUACCGCGCUUGCCCUUCCUGCUGAGUUCCGCGCUGCGAACCCUCCUCCCAUGUACAUCACUCUCUACUUUCUCGUCACCCGUCUCCCUGAGUCCCUUCGUGUCGUUAGGGACCAGUUUCUCUCUGUCUGUCCCACCACUCUCCCUGUCGACCUCCUUGAGGAGUCCCUGCUAGCGGCUGAGAAGAGUAUUGUCGCUGUAGGGGCCUCUCGGGGUGACCCUCGCACCCCCAUCUUUGAGGGGUGUGGUCCUUUCCCCCUGCUGCCCUCUGUCGCCUCUGCCGCUGCGGCCGACCUCACUGGUUUUGAGUCGGUCGGCGCGGCGUCUGCCCCCAGCGGCAGACGCCGCUCUGGCAAGGGCAAGGGGGGCAAGGGAGCGGGUGGAGCUAGAGGGGGCGGUGGAGGAGGCGGUGGGGGUGGCGGGGGGAGUGGGGGUGGCGGUGGGGGUGGUGGCGGGAGUGGAGGUACUGGUGGCGGCGGUGGAGGCGGAGGUGGCGGUGGAGGUGGUAGCGGAGGAGGCGGUGGGAGCGGUGGGAGCGACGGUCCUGGUGGGGGAGGUGGAGGUGGAGACGGGGGUGGCGGUGGAGGCGGGGGGUGGCGGUGGAGGCGGGGGUCGGAGUGGCUCGUCCCAGCGGAGCAGCUCUGGGGGUGGUCAGCGCCAGCAGCAGCAGCAGCAGCAGCCGCAGCAGCAGCCACAACAGCAGCAGCGCUCUCGCACCGUCCCCGCCCCUCAGCAGCUCCGUGA